GGACAACACGGGCGCUCAGAGGAGAAGAAGACCAUGGCGGGGCAACAGCUGUAGCAACCCUUCCCUCCUGGCCCUCACACGCACUCCAAUAGCCCUCGCCGUGCAUGCAAAGUCUCGGGGCCACUGUGGGCGUCGUGGGUGGAGGCGUGGGCGUGGUGACCGAGGGCGUGCGGGCGGGCAUAGCGGGUCUCAUGUCUCUGGCUGCUACGGGCGCCUCCCUGCCCUCUGAGGGUGGCGGGGUAUUCUGCAUGACCUUCAACCAGGACUAUACGUCGCUUGGAGUGGGAACGAGAAUUGGGUACCGUCUCUUCUCCCUCACCACUCUGGACAAACUGGAGCUGAUCUGUGACAAUGGUAAUGAGGAUACGUGCAUUGUGGAGCGGCUCUUCUCCAGCAGCUUGGUGGCGGUGGUGAGUCUGUCAUCGCCCCGGAAGCUGAAGGUGUGCCACUUCAAGAAGAACUCGGAGAUAUGCAACUACAGCUACCCCAACACAAUCCUGGGCGUCAAGCUGAACAGGGCGCGGCUGGUGGUGUGCCUGGAGGAGUCCCUGUACAUCCACAACAUCCGGGACAUGAAGGUUCUCCACACCAUCAGGGACACCCCGCCCAACCCCACCGGCUUGUGCGCUCUCUCCAUCAGCAACGAGAACUGCUUCCUUGCAUAUCCCGGCUCCAACAGUAUUGGACAAGUUCAGAUAUUUGAUGCACAGAACCUGCAAGCCAAGAUCAUGAUCCCAGCUCACGACAGUCCCCUAGCAGCUAUAUCCUUCAACGCCUCAGGAACCAAGAUUGCCACAGCCUCGGAGAAGGGCACGGUGAUCCGGGUGUUCAGCGUGGCGGAGGGGGCGCGCCUGCACGAGCUGCGGCGUGGCAUGAAGCGCUGCGCCACCAUCUUCUCCCUCGCCUUCUCCCCCGACUCCCUCUUCCUCUGUGCCUCCUCCAACACCGAGACUGUUCACGUCUUUCGCCUGGAGGAGAUCAAGGAGACGCGUCCCCCAGUGGUAGAGGAGCAACAGGGCCUCAUGGGGUGGAUGAGCAAGGCGGUGUCAGCCUCGGCGUCGUACCUGCCCACCCCCGUAGCGGACAUGAUGAGCCAGGGGCGUGCCUUUGCCACCGUCACGCUGCCUUUCCAGGGGGUCCGGAACGUGUGCGCUAUUGCCACGAUACAGAAGCAGACGAGGGUGCUGGUUGCCUCCAUGGACGGCUACCUCUAUGUGUACAACCUUAACACCAGCGAAGGGGGGGACUGCGCCCUCAUCAAGCAGCACAGGCUGGAUGGGACCGAGGGGGGCGUCACCACUGGGGAGGGCACUGCCGCCGCCGCCGCUGCCCCUGGACCCUACCCUGGGGGGGCCAAAAAGACCGAACCAGUGAGCUCGGGAGGCGGAGGGGAAGGCAGCUAUGCAGGAGUGGUGAGGGGGCCUGCGGUGACCGUGAUGACAGAGGCCGACAAGAUGAGUGAGAUGGCGGCGGCUUGUGAGUCACCCCCGAAAAGUGUCCUGAAGUUUGACGAUGAUAAUGAGUUUCCUCCCGUCUAAGGCCAUCAGAGGAGGAGGAGGAGGAGGAGGAGGAGGAGGAGGAGGAAGGUUUGAAGGUGGUGGUGGUGGUGGUGGUUUAGGUGUUUUUUUUUUUUGUGUGAUUUUUUUUUUCUCGUUUUCUUCCUCUUCCUCCCUCCCUCCCUCCCUUUAUUUCUUGUCUUUUUGUUUUUCUUUUUUCUUUAUCCUUCAUUUUUUCUUCCCUUCUUUCUCUUUUUUCUUUCCUUCCUUUCCUUCUUUUUUAUUUUGUUUUAUAUAUUUUUUUUCUUGUCCCUCUUUUUCCUUCCUUUUCCCUCCAUUUUCCUAUUUCCGUUUCUUCUUUCUUUCCCUCUUUCCUUCCUUUCCUUUGCAGUUUCCCUUUUCCUUUCCUUUCCUUCCUUCCUUCCUUCCUUAUUUCUUUUGCAAUUUCCAUCCUUUGCUUUUCUUCUCCUUCCUUUCUUUCUUCCUUUUCCUGUGUCCUUUCCUUUCUUCCUUUUUUCCCCUCUUCCCUCUUUCCUCACCCUCUCUCUCUUCUCCUCUUCCCUUCAGAGGAGAUAUUGGUUUUCUUUCACAUUCUGAUGUCUGUGGAGGAGGGAAGGAGGAAGGGAGGAAGAAAGGAGGAAGAGGAGGAGGAGGGGAAGAGUUUAAUGUGUUUUUUGCACUUAUGUGAACUUUUGAAAAUCACACAUAUACCACAUUAAGAGGAGGAGGAGGAGGAGAAGGAGGAUCAGCAUUGUAUAUUGUAUUGGGUCAAAUAUUUGCCAGAGAUUGUGAUUUUGAGGAAGAAAAAAAGGAGAAGGAGGAGGAGGAGGAGGAGGAAGAAAUAAGGACAAAAAAAUGUAAGGGAAGAGGAUGUUAUAGAGAAGUAAAAAGAAGAUUAGAAAAAGGGAAGAUUUAAAGGAAGAAGAAGAAGAGGAGGAGGAGGAGGAAGAUCGGAAAGUUAGUGAGAAGAAGAAGUAGAGGAUAUGAGGAAAGGGGAGUUAGAAGAGAAGAUUAGAAGAAGGAGAUGAAAAAAAGAAUGAAAGAAGGAGGAGGAGGAGGAGAAGAGUAGGAAAUUUAAAGAAGAGGAGGAGAAGGAGGAGGAGAAAAAGGAGAAGAGUAGAAAUAAAAAUAAAAAAAGGAGAAGGAAAGUAGGAAAUUUAAAGAAGACAAGGAGGAGGAGGAGGAGGAGGAGGAGGAGGAGGAGGAGAAGAGUAGGAAAUUUAAAGAAGAGGAGGAGAAGGAGGAGGAGAAAAAGGAGAAGAGUAGAAAUAAAAAAAAAAGGAGGAGAAGGAAAGUAGGAAAUUUAAAGAAGACAAGGAGGAGGAGGAGGAGGAGGAGAAGAGUAGGAAAUCUAAAGAAGAAGAGGAGGAGGAAGAAGAGGAGGAGGAGGAGGAGUUAGUCUGCAAUCAUGAAUGUUCACUCGGGCAGACUCAAAAAAAAAAUGUACAGUGUAUUUUUUUCUUUACAAUCUUAAGCAUAUUUUUUUUCAUAGUUCUGUAUUUUACCUUCAUUGUCUUUGUAUUCUCUCACCCCGUCACAUAUUUUCCCUUCAUAUUUUUUUAGGGCCUUGUAGCGAAGAGCAGUAGUGAGUUUAGCAGCACUUUGUAAAAAAAUAAAAAAAAUCAUUGCUAGCUAAGAGAGUAUUUAUAUAUGGAAAAAGACGGAAGGAAGGAAGAGAGGGAGGGAGGGAAGUAACUCGUAUGCACAUUAUAUUCUAUACAUAAAGUUACGAUACUUAGGUCGAUCGCGAUGGGUCGUUUCCGAAGUCCAGCUCGUGUCUGUCACCCGCCCCCCGAACCUAACUAACCUGCAGGCUGGUUUGGUGUUUAUAUCAACCGUCGGACUGCUUCAAGUGCAUAAGCUUCCCUAGUCACCAAAUACCAUACAAGGACUUUUUACUUAGUUGUCAGUCCUUAACCCUUUCUUUGCGCUUAGUGUGGGACAGCCCAAUGGGGGGUCUCUUUUGACCUCUGUAUCUCAAGAACUAUUCCUCACAGCUAAAAACCAACUCUUCUGUGAACGUACAUACUCGUUCAGGGAGUGUCGAAUGUGAACACUUACGUCAGUGCGUGCGUGAUGAUCAGCCACUUUGAGGGAACUGCAGACAUCUCUCCUUGAGGUUCUGGCAAGGUAGUAUUGCCAACUGCAAUAUUUACAAUUAUUUAGUCAAAGAAUCAGUCAGGUGAUAGGUGAAGCUAUGCAAAAAUGCCACUAUAUUGGAAAAGAACAUCCACCAGUUACUUGUCCGUAGAUUUUCCACGCUAGGCUGAUAUAAUUUUCCACCAAAUUUAGUGGAGAACUCACUCCAUUGGCAAUCCUGUGUUGUGAGAAAUAUUGUUGAAACACUCAUACGCGGGAGAUUUGAGUGCGGGUGGAGCUCACAGUAAGCGUUUAGCACCACCAGCAAAUACGCCUGCCGCUCACUGCAAGCGUUUAUCAAUGAAAGGGUUAAUAGAGUCUCAAACUAAUUUACUGGGCUGCUUGGUUUUCUAUCAGGUACCAGACUACACAAUUUCUUGCAGUAUCUUCAAGUGCAUCAGUACCAUACAAGGACCAUUUACCUAGUCUAUGGCGCUUAAUAGUAAGUUCAAUAACUCUUCCGGUCUGUUUGUUUUUCCUUGAACCGCCAGACUACAGAAUUUCUCGCAGUAUAUCUUCUCUAUGUAUAUCCGCCCAGUACCAUACAAGGACCCAUUACCCAGUCUUCGGCACUUAAUAGGAAGUUAAAUUUAUACCACACAAGAAGGUUCCAAGUCUUCGGCAAGUCGAGGCGGUCCUCCGAGGCUAGGUUUCGGCACUUAAGGGGAGACCAAACCAACCUGGAGCUCUGUUUGGUGUGGGUGGUGACGGAGACUUGCUGUUGGACUGAGGUGCUGCCCCUGUGUGUGUGUGUGUGUGUGUGUGUGUGUGUGUGUGUGUGUGUGAGGCCAAACCAGAUAUGUACCUUGGAUUGUGUGACUUAUACAGUGAUCAGUGUAUGUGUGUGUUUGUAUAUGUCUGUGUGUGUGUUUGUUUGUUGCACUGCCUGGCAUGUUUUUUAUUCACCUGUUUUUUAUACUUUAAUUGCUACAACUUCACCAUUUUUCCAUUUUGUCUUGUAUUAAUCUGUUUCCUCUUUUUUUUUCUUUUUUUUUUCCCCUUCCAUCUAGCAUUCAUCUGUAUUUCCCUCUUUGUAUUUCCCUUUUUCCUUCUUUUCUUCAUUCUUUCCUCUUCUGUUCUCCCAUAAAAUCACACUUUCCUAUUUUUUCCCCUUCCAUCUAUGCAUUCAUCUGUAUUUCCCUCUUUGUAUUUCCUUUUUCCUUCCUUUCUUCAUUCCUUCCUCUUCUGUUCUCCCAUAAAAUCAUACUUUCCUAUUUUUUCCCCUUCCAUCUCUGCAUUCAUCUGUAUUUCCCUCUUUGUAUUUCCCUUUUUCCUUCUUUUCUUCAUUCCUUCCUUUUCUGUUCUCCCAUAAAAUCACACUUUCCCUAUUUUCCCUUUUCUUUCAUUCCUCUUUCCUCUUCUGUUCUCCCAUAAAAUCACACUUUCCCUAUUUUCCCUUUUCUUUCAUUCCUCUUUCCUCUUCUGUUCUCCCAUAAAAUCACACUUUCCUUUUUCCCCUUCUUUCAUUCCCCUUUCCCUCUUCCUGCUCUCCAUUCCAUCCAUUGCUAUAACUUCACUGUUUUUCCAUUUUAUCUUGUGUUUAUCUAUUUCCUCUUUUAUUUCCCCUUCCAUCUAUGCAUUCAUCUAGAUUUUCCUCUUUCAAUUACCCUUUUUCCUUCCUUCGUUCGCUCUUUCCUUUUCUGUUCUUCCGCAAAACCUCACUUUCCUAUUUUCCCCCUUUCCUCUUUCCCCCUUCCUCCUCUCCAUUCCCUUCCUCUCCCAAUGAAAGUGUGUGAGCGUGUGUGCGAGUGUGCGAGUGUGAAUUUCCUGAAGAGAAAAUAAGGGCUAAAAAUUGUGAUAGUUGUACUUUUAAUAAUGACGGCAAAUUUCAAUUCACUCAUCCUUCAAGACAAACUUAACAUUAUUUUUUGUGUGCGUGUAUAUACAUGUGAUUAAAACGAAUUGAAUUAA
This is a messenger RNA of Eriocheir sinensis (Chinese mitten crab), 5546 nucleotides long. RefSeq names its product WD repeat domain phosphoinositide-interacting protein 2-like (gene Atg18a). Lineage: Eukaryota; Metazoa; Arthropoda; Malacostraca; Decapoda; Varunidae. The record is from RefSeq and is a predicted model, not a curated record. Bases 105 to 1538 code for a protein of 477 amino acids. The transcript has 11 exons. Gene Ontology annotation, cellular component: extrinsic component of membrane; cytosol; phagophore assembly site membrane. Gene Ontology annotation, molecular function: phosphatidylinositol-3-phosphate binding; protein binding; phosphatidylinositol-3,5-bisphosphate binding. Gene Ontology annotation, biological process: nucleophagy; protein localization to phagophore assembly site; protein lipidation.